AUAUUCAUAUCGAUAGAAGAUCAACAAAUGGAUGAUCGUAUUCUCCCACUCUCGCACCUAAUACAGAUGAUCAAUAUAAAUUGUUAGCAUUUAUUGUACUUUAUCAAAAAUAUUGACAACUUGUAAUGUUAUUUAAACGUCGCAUGUGUUGUUGAAAGUGUGUUUGCUAGCUAAAAUGCACAGCGCUGUUGGAGCCACGGGAAACAGCAAAGUUGUGGCCACAUUGCGCGCUGAUGGCAGUGUGGCAAUGGAGGCGCAAUCCGUCAACCAGCAGCUAUCCAAUAAUUUACUAAAAAAAUAUAAAAUUCGCACCGAGGGUGAGCUUCUAUUAAAGAAGGGCAACGCGCCCGGGCCAACAACAGUCGUUGAUUUGGGAAAGCAACUCUUACAAUGUGCUCGAGACAGCGAUGUUCCUGGCGUAAAGACUGCGCUUGCUCAUGGCGCUCCGUUUUCAUCAGACUGGCUGGGUAUGUCGGCGCUUCACUUCGCUGCGAUGAACAAUCAGCUGGAAAUCUGCGAAAUUCUCUUGCAAGGCGGCAUUAACAUGGAGGCAAAGACAAAAGUGGACCGAACGCCACUCCAUUUAGCUUGCUAUUUCGGACACGAGCGAAUUGUAAGCCUAUUUCUGGCGCUGAGGUGUGCCGUGAAUGCACGUGAUAUGCUUCGCAUGACACCGCUGCACUGGGCUGUGGAAAAAAGGCACAAGAGUAUUGUUCGCAUGCUGCUUAAAAGUCAGGCAGACGUAACACUAGUCUCCAAAUUUGGCAAAACCCCCAUCGCCUUGGCCGUGCUAACUGAACAGGCAGAUAUUUUGGCGGAGCUGGAAGCUGCUCGCCAGUCUCAGGCUAACCGCAAAUUCAACGAGGAGACAGAGCAAAAGAUGCGCUGUAUAAAAAAAGAAACCAGCGAUGCAGUUAAUUCUAUUAUGGAUGAGUCUAAGUCAAUACGAAGUCUUGACGACGCCGACAUGUCGGUCGAGGACAAGAUGGAUGUUUUAGAGACGUUACGCGGCCACACUAACAUGCUGGGAAAUUCUGCUUUAAAUAUGCUUAAGACGCAUGGUAUUGCAGACAUGAUGCAAGACAAUCAAAUAGACGACGAAGCGUCGAAAAAGAUGCUAAACACUGCGCUUCGAAAUGGUCGACAGCUGGUGCUCUCAGAGGGCGGACGUAUGCUGCUGCAUGAAACGAACCGUGGUUCAAAUGUUAAACAAAGUACAAACGGAUCUAUUAACAAUAACUUAAGGAACAACGCAAUCAGUUUGCAUCCCAGUACAAAUCAAGCUAUUCAAAAUUCAUCUCCUCAGAAAAUUCGGAUGAAUGUCAUCAAGCAAAAGGACUCAUCGUCAGCUAGUCCAGCAGGUGGUGUUACAAAAAACAAGAACAUAAGAAUUAUAUCGUUGACAGACUUCAAGAAACUUUGCGAUCAGCCAAAAUCUCUACAGAAAAUACCUGCAACCUUAGCGAGCUCUGGAGUGGUACGCCAACUUGCCGAUGGUACCAAAUUGGUUAACAUGCGACAGUUACAGUCUCGUCAGCUGAAAUUACCAUCCAGACCUAUUGACAGCGGUGCUAUUGAUGAGCAGCAGCAGUUGCUGAACGAAGUGAUAGCCUCAACGGUUACACACAAUCCCGCAGCGACGAGCACACUGCGUGGGCAAGUAGGCACCGUACAAACCAUUCAACUGCGCCCCUCCUUAGCAGCCGGAACUGCUGUCGGAGCCACCAACAAUGGAGCUGCUAUUAAGCCUUCAGCCACUGCACCCAUGCGUUCGAAUUUACGCACAGGCAAUGAAUUCAAUACAACGAAGGGCCCCAACGUGAUGCCAUUGGCGACAUCGUCAGAAAUUGGUCGGCAGCUGCACGAGCUGCGGCGACAUAAUGAAGAGCUACGACGUCGUAUGGAUGUGGUGCAGAAGGAAAAGGAGGAUAUGCUUUUACGAAUCGAACGAUUGGAACAACUGAUGUUGAUUCGUGAUUCUGAUGCAGAAAUGAAAUAUGUUAACAUUUAGUGAAGGUUUAGUUUAUUAUCUACUUUGUAAAUAUGAUUAACAUUACGAUAGUAAACAUAGUUAAGUUUCACUUUAAGAAAAAAAAAAACAUUUUCUAUUUUGACUGCCCCUACACAAUUUGUUCUACAAUACUAAAUAGAGACACAAACUAAUAAGAA
Molecule: messenger RNA, 2169 nt
Organism: Drosophila virilis
Lineage: Eukaryota; Metazoa; Arthropoda; Insecta; Diptera; Drosophilidae
Gene: Atac3
Product: Ada2a-containing complex component 3
Biological process (GO): positive regulation of transcription by RNA polymerase II
Cellular component (GO): nucleus
Molecular function (GO): protein binding; transcription cis-regulatory region binding
Source: RefSeq, a predicted model, not a curated record